AUGAGAACGGAGAGCACGUCGACAUCUGAGCCUUCGACUUAUACGACAUCAACAGAUUCGACGACUUCUAUAGAGCCACCUUGGAUGAGAACGGAGAGCACGUCGACAUCUGAGCCUUCGACUUAUACGACAUCAACAGAUUCGACGACUUCUAUAGAGCCACCUUGGAUGAGAACGGAGAGCACGUCGACAUCUGAGCCUUCGACUUAUACGACAUCAACAGAUUCGACGACUUCUAUAGAGCCACCUUGGAUGAGAACGGAGAGCACGUCGACAUCUGAGCCUUCGACUUAUACGACAUCAACAGAUUCGACGACUUCUAUAGAGCCACCUUGGAUGAGAACGGAGAGCACGUCGACAUCUGAGCCUUCGACUUAUACGACAUCAACAGAUUCGACGACUUCUAUAGAGCCACCUUGGAUGAGAACGGAGAGCACGUCGACAUCUGAGCCUUCGACUUAUACGACAUCAACAGAUUCGACGACUUCUAUAGAGCCACCUUGGAUGAGAACGGAGAGCACGUCGACAUCUGAGCCUUCGACUUAUACGACAUCAACAGAUUCGACGACUUCUAUAGAGCCACCUUGGAUGAGAACGGAGAGCACGUCGACAUCUGAGCCUUCGACUUAUACGACAUCAACAGAUUCGACGACUUCUAUAGAGCCACCUUGGAUGAGAACGGAGAGCACGUCGACAUCUGAGCCUUCGACUUAUACGACAUCAACAGAUUCGACGACUUCUAUAGAGCCACCUUGGAUGAGAACGGAGAGCACGUCGACAUCUGAGCCUUCGACUUAUACGACAUCAACAGAUUCGACGACUUCUAUAGAGCCACCUUGGAUGAGAACGGAGAGCACGUCGACAUCUGAGCCUUCGACUUAUACGACAUCAACAGAUUCGACGACUUCUAUAGAGCCACCUUGGAUGAGAACGGAGAGCACGUCGACAUCUGAGCCUUCGACUUAUACGACAUCAACAGAUUCGACGACUUCUAUAGAGCCACCUUGGAUGAGAACGGAGAGCACGUCGACAUCUGAGCCUUCGACUUAUACGACAUCAACAGAUUCGACGACUUCUAUAGAGCCACCUUGGAUGAGAACGGAGAGCACGUCGACAUCUGAGCCUUCGACUUAUACGACAUCAACAGAUUCGACGACUUCUAUAGAGCCACCUUGGAUGAGAACGGAGAGCACGUCGACAUCUGAGCCUUCGACUUAUACGACAUCAACAGAUUCGACGACUUCUAUAGAGCCACCUUGGAUGAGAACGGAGAGCACGUCGACAUCUGAGCCUUCGACUUAUACGACAUCAACAGAUUCGACGACUUCUAUAGAGCCACCUUGGAUGAGAACGGAGAGCACGUCGACAUCUGAGCCUUCGACUUAUACGACAUCAACAGAUUCGACGACUUCUAUAGAGCCACCUUGGAUGAGAACGGAGAGCACGUCGACAUCUGAGCCUUCGACUUAUACGACAUCAACAGAUUCGACGACUUCUAUAGAGCCACCUUGGAUGAGAACGGAGAGCACGUCGACAUCUGAGCCUUCGACUUAUACGACAUCAACAGAUUCGACGACUUCUAUAGAGCCACCUUGGAUGAGAACGGAGAGCACGUCGACAUCUGAGCCUUCGACUUAUACGACAUCAACAGAUUCGACGACUUCUAUAGAGCCACCUUGGAUGAGAACGGAGAGCACUGUUAGAGCAACAUUCACAACUGAGCGGCCGCCUUCAACGGUCGCAUCCACUUCUACAAAAAUGGAGCCUACUUCUUCUACGACUACUGUGCCAUCGACAACAGAGGUGCCUGGAAAAAAACUGUCCUGCCUUAUCGUAGGUGACAUGUGCAAUUUCGGAACGAAUCAAGCGGCUUAUAAUCAGGAGAAAUACUUCAUCGGAAACACUAGUCAAAGCCUCUUCAAUUCGACUUCGCAAUUCAGAGCGGGAUUAUCACUGUAUGGAUUUGUUCGUGAAACUUUUCUCAGGGAUGGAUUCGUCAAACUCGAGAGCUCAUUCGAAGAGUUUCACCCUUUGCUGAAUCGUAUGAAAUAUACUCCGUUUGGUUCUAAGACUUCGGCUACAAUGGCAUUAAAUGCAAUCAACAGAUAUAAAGACUUCAAGAAGAAGCAUGUAAAUUGCUUGAUCUUCUUUUCCGCUCAGCAAAACCCGGCUGUCUUACCUCACUUGAAACCAAAGAUGGAACCCAAUGCGACUCUCGUUGCUGUCGGCUUCAACGGUGUCAACCUAGAGAACAUUGUGAAAGGAAGAGGAAAAGCAGUCAGUGUUCCCUUGCAUUCACAUCAGAACACGUUCAGAACGUCGUCAAUGCUGUGCUCAGCGGCUGAUUAUCAAUUCAGUGCCUCGCGUCUGUACAUCCUAUUUGUCAACCUGUGCCCGACUGGGGACACCCUUGAAAAGAAAGAAUUAUGUCCCUCA
Messenger RNA from Ostertagia ostertagi, 2436 nucleotides. Lineage: Eukaryota; Metazoa; Nematoda; Chromadorea; Rhabditida; Trichostrongylidae. The record is from the annotation of a GenBank genome assembly.